GCCGCCGCCCCCGCCAUGGCCGAGGCCGCCAUGGCCGCGCAGGCCCCUCCGGACGAGGAGGCGGACGAGUGUCUGCGGGAGUACCGGCACCUGCUCAGCCCCGACCUGCUCGCGGGCCAGGUCGCCUUCAUCACCGGCGGCGGCUCCGGCAUCGGCUUCCGCAUCGCCGAGAUCUUCAUGAGGCACGGCUGCCGGACCGUCAUUGCCAGCCGGAACCUGGAGCGGGUGUCGGAGGCCUCAAAAAAGCUGGUGGCAGCCACAGGGCAGCAGUGCCUGCCUCUGUCCAUAGAUGUGAGGCAGCCCCAGACCAUCGUGGCAGCGGUGGAUGAGGCGCUGAAGGAGUUCAAGAGGAUCGAUAUCCUCAUUAACGGUGCUGCAGGAAAUUUCCUGUGCCCAGCCAGUGCCCUGUCCUUCAACGCCUUCAAGACAGUGAUAGACAUCGACACCAUCGGCACCUUCAACACCUCCAAAGUCCUCUUUGAGAAAUAUUUCCGGGACCACGGCGGGGUCAUCGUUAACAUCACAGCGACCCUGAGCUACCGAGGGCAGGCCCUCCAGGUGCAUGCUGGAGCUGCCAAGGCUGCUAUAGAUGCCAUGACCCGUCACCUGGCUGUGGAGUGGGGACCCAACAACAUCCGUGUGAACAGCUUGGCCCCAGGACCCAUCACGGGCACCGAGGGCUUCCGGCGACUGGGUGGGAAAUUUGCUGAGAAAUCGAGCCUGUUUGACACGAUCCCCCUGCAGCGCGCGGGGAACAAGACGGAGAUUGCCCACAGCAGCCUGUACCUGGCGAGCCCCCUCUCCUCCUACGUGACAGGAACCACCCUGGUCGUGGAUGGUGGGAGCUGGCUCACCUCUGCCAACAGCUUCUCUGCCUUGCUGGGUAUUGCCUCAUCCUCUGCUAAACUCUAGAUUUCUGGUCUGCAGGAGCAAACCAACCCCAGUGAUGGACAGCGUGGGACUGACCGAUGGACAGACGUGACCGAAGCUGCCCUGGGACACCUCGGGGUGACACCUGUCCCGGAGCAGGUGCAUGGCCAUGGCCUCUGAUUGGUAACUGGUGGUGGUGGUGACACUGCCAGCCCUGUGUCUGCCUGGGGGACAGAGCUCAGGAGUUACUGGGUGGGGAGCAGUCCCACACCCAUCCUGUGCCUUGACUGUCUUCUGAGCUGCUGUGGCUGAGGGCACAGGGACAGCACAAGGGGUGGGGCUGGGAUGGUCACUGUCCCUUUGUGUUCCUCUGAGCUGCUCUCCUGGCCUUUCCCAAG
This is a messenger RNA of Pipra filicauda (Wire-tailed manakin), 1268 nucleotides long. RefSeq names its product 2,4-dienoyl-CoA reductase 2 (gene DECR2). The transcript is spliced from 9 exons. Gene Ontology annotation, molecular function: 2,4-dienoyl-CoA reductase (NADPH) activity. Bases 16 to 912 code for a protein of 298 amino acids. Gene Ontology annotation, biological process: fatty acid catabolic process. The record is from RefSeq and is a predicted model, not a curated record. Lineage: Eukaryota; Metazoa; Chordata; Aves; Passeriformes; Pipridae.